Molecule: messenger RNA, 1460 nt
Organism: Prosopis cineraria
Lineage: Eukaryota; Viridiplantae; Streptophyta; Magnoliopsida; Fabales; Fabaceae
Product: purple acid phosphatase 3
Exons: 7
Coding region: 127-1137 (336 amino acids)
Molecular function (GO): acid phosphatase activity; ferrous iron binding; ferric iron binding
Source: RefSeq, a predicted model, not a curated record
AAGCCAAGGAAGGAAUCCGAGUUUCGGUGUUUAUUAUACAUUUCUCAUCUUCAACCUCUUGCCCUCUUCUCCGUCUCUCUCUUCCAUCGCCAUCUUCGUCCUUCUUAAUAUAUUAGUACAACACCAAUGUCUUCUUCUUCCAACAGACCUAUUCUCUUACCUCUGAUCAUGUUCCUCACAGCAUGUGUCCUGUGUUUCUUGGCGGCUCCUUCCGUUGCGGAACUCGAACACCUUCGCCACCUCCCCAGCAAACCCGACAACUCGCUGAGCUUUCUCGUCGUCGGAGAUUGGGGCAGAAGAGGCUUUUACAAUCAAACUUCCGUCGCCCAUCAGAUGGGAAUGGUGGGGGAGAAACUGGAUAUAGAUUUUGUGAUAUCGACUGGGGAUAAUUUCUACGAAGAUGGCCUGAAAGGAGUGCACGAUCCUGCCUUCUAUGAUUCAUUUGUCAACAUCUACACUGCCCCAAGCUUGCACAAACCUUGGUACUCUGUUUUGGGCAACCAUGACUAUAGGGGUGAUGUUGAGGCACAAUUAAGUCCCAUUCUCAGGCAUAAAGACUGCAGAUGGAUUUGCAUGAGGUCUUUCAUACUUAAUGCAGAAAUCGUGGACUUUUUCUUCGUGGACACAACUCCGUUUGACGAUUCCUACUUCACGGGGCCAGGAGAGCAAGGCUAUGACUGGACCGGUGUGCUUCCUCGCCAAGCUUACCUUUCUAAUCUCUUGAAGGAAGUGGACUCAGCUCUUAAGAAUUCUAAGGCUACAUGGAAAUUGGUGAUUGGUCAUCAUACAAUCAAGAGUGCCGGGCAUCAUGGAAAUACACAAGAGCUCGAGGCGAAGCUCGUCCCAAUCCUUGAGGCAAAUGAGGUUGAUGCGUACAUAAAUGGACAUGAUCACUGCUUGGAGCAUAUAAUUGACUCAGGAAGUGGGAUUCAAUACUUGACGAGUGGAGGGGGAUCAAAGGCAUGGAGGGGAGAUGUCAAGCCUUGGAGCCCAGAGGAGUUGAAGCUUUAUUACGAAGGUCAAGGAUUCUUGUCCGUGCAAAUCACCCAGAGCAAGGCAUACCUUGUAUUCUAUGAUGUUUUUGGUAAGGUAUUACACAAAUGGACCGUCUCCAAGAACCUUAACCCAUUAGCUUAGAAAGAGACCGCUGUUUGAAAAGAACUGAUCCAGUAUUCGGAAGGCAGAAAAUAAGAAAAGUAGUGUUCAGGAAUAAAAUGAGAAAUAUCUCUCUUUGUUUAAGUACAUUCAUCAUUUCCUUUUUAAAAAAUAUUUUUCCAUGUGCCCAACAUGUAUUUAAUAAGUUUAGAUUACGGUAGUUGUAAGUUAGUUCCCCCAUGUCUGCAAGACUGCAAGACGUUCACUCAACAUCAUGAGAGUAUUUGCCAUUAAUCUGUAUGCACGACACUGCAUUUUAUUUUAUUUGAAUAAUUAAUAAAAUCUCAGGAGAUAUUUUGAGUUGA